GAACAGUUUUCAGUUAACAGUCGAGCGGUGAACAUGAACCGGGUUUUGGGUAACCUCAGCAACCGUUAGAAUCAAUAUAAAUAUAAAUAUUAUCCAACUGUCAACAAGCCGCGAGUUGCCAAGUGUUAUAAAUAAUUCGAGUAACUGACUGGCGCACAAAUAUUUAGUUUCUAAUUUAAUACAUUGGAUAACCGAAGAUGGCCUGUUCAACAAACGUUUUAAAGGGGUUUGCCCUGCUCUGGGAUAUUAUCUAUGCUCUGUUCGGCCUGGUUUCGAUCGGCCUUGGAGUACACAUCAUUUACAAAUUCGAGCACUUCGACACGGCCGCCUUCGUCAUCAUUGGUGUGGGCGUGGUCGUCGUUCUGACUGCUCUUUUCGGAGCUCUGGGAGCUGCACGUGAGAGUAGCAGCACAUCCAAGGUGUUCGUCGUAAUUGUGGUUAUCUUGAUAAUUCUGGAAGUGCUGGUGGUGGGCUUUCUGUGGUUAUUCCAAGCCUCACUGCUGAUAAACGUUGACAAAACAUUCGACCAGCUCUGGAACGACCAGCCUGUGCCCAUCAAGCCCGGAAACCAAAGCCAGAUUGCCAGCCUUGAGCGUUGGUUGGACUGCUGCGGCAAUGUGGGACCCAAGGACUACCUUCUGCCCCCCAAUAGCUGCUACAACGGCGAAAGCGACAAACUGAAUCUCGAGGGCUGUAGGCAAAAGUUUCUGGUCUUUAUCGCUGAUCGUUGCACGACAUUCAACAUUGUCUCUCUGGUGCUGGUUGCUGUGGAGAUCAUUUGCGCUUUGUUGGCCUACGUCCUGGCCAAUAGCAUUGUGAAUCGCUGGCGACGCUCGAAGUACUAUCAAAAAUAGGUUUAUUUACGGUUUUUGAAAACAUUGCAUUUUGGAAAUUCAACUGUAAGAUGCGCAUACUUAAGGCCAAAGAACUCUCCAUACAAAUACUUAAAUCGAAAACUCAACAGAGAUUCCAAAACAAAUUUACUUAAGCGAAGUAGUCCGAGGGCAGUGCGUUGAUUGUAUUCUGUUUGCCAGUUUGGAAAACUGUAAUUUUGAAACGGAGUGUAUUCCGUUUACAAUGUAAUUUAAUAUACACUAAGCUCGACCUAAGCAGCAGUCUUUGUAACAGCAUUUUGAGAAGCCAAUCCAAUCCAA
Drosophila gunungcola (fruit fly) is the source of this 1154-nucleotide messenger RNA. Its product is annotated as protein late bloomer. NCBI's taxonomy places the organism in Eukaryota, Metazoa, Arthropoda, Insecta, Diptera, Drosophilidae. The coding region runs from base 198 to 854 and encodes 218 amino acids. The record is from RefSeq and is a predicted model, not a curated record. Gene Ontology annotation, cellular component: membrane. The transcript is spliced from 5 exons.